Messenger RNA from Prorocentrum cordatum, 2133 nucleotides. The record is from the annotation of a GenBank genome assembly. Lineage: Eukaryota; Dinophyceae; Prorocentrales; Prorocentraceae.
AUGCCGCAGGUCAACGAAGGUGCGUGCGUCGGCCAGCUCAAGCUCCUUGCUACUUCCCAGGCGCGUCGGAUCCAUGACGCGUUGCAGGCGCCGCUAGCUGUCGAUCAGAUGCGCGCGGUGGCAAAUUCCAGCGAGCUCCUGAAGUAUGUCAAGACAGGACUCAAGGAGUUUGCAGGCACUCCCGAGUGGAGUCCUGGCAAUUUAGCUGUUUCCUUGACAGCGGGGCGUCGCCGGCAGCGCCCGUUCGCGAGAGGGGUUCGCGAGAAAUGCAUGAAGGUUUUCUCGCGUAUGAUCUCCGGGCUGAAGGCCGUCGAGUCCUUCGUGCUCCGCGUGCUCGAGGGCAGGCCAGCCGCACUGACGGCAACGAUCAGGUCGAUGAUGAAGGAGGGGUCGAACGACCCGGAGGCGAUCCCCAAGGGGAUCGGCAUGAAGAAGCGCGCGGCCGAGAUGCCGAAGGUCGGAAUGCUCGAGGGGCCGAGCGUCGCGAGCGUGAUCCCCACAGUGUCGCGAGCGGAGAGCGGCACGGCGGAGCAGGUGAGCGAGAGGGCGAAUUCGAGAGUGCAGGCGUCGGACGUCGCGGGCGUGCCUCCCGAUGGGUUGCGAGAGGAGGGCGGCAUGACGGAGCGGGUGGCAGAACGAUCGAUGAUCAGACACAAGGAGGACUCGAACGUCGCGCACAUGACCCUCCACUCAUCGCGAGACGAGAGCGGCGUGGCGGAGCGGGUGGCCGAGAUGGCGGCAGUCAACAUGCAGGCAACGCCCAGCCCGACACCUGGUGCAAUUCCCAUUCCGACGGUCAGCCCAACGCCCAAACCGACUGCCCAGCUCGGCGCAGUGGCCGUGGCAUUCGGCCCAGCCAGUGGCGCACGGCUCGCGCGACGCCGGCUUCGCCAGUGGCUCGGCUUCUCCGUCUCGCUGCUGGCGUUUCCGAGGCUGGGAGCCGGGCAGAAGCCGGACAUUCCGCAGACGCCGGCUGCGCUUCCAACUGGCAGCCGCCAUAUGACGUUGAUGACGAACUCAACCGUCGAACAUGUCAAUGGCCGCCGGAUGGCAGUUGCGUGUGGUACUGGGUAUCGCGACACGUGCGACGGCGCGGAAAAUGCAUGGGAAUGCGGCGAAGAUUGUGAGAGUGGCGCACCUUACACAACCCACCAAUGCAUUUGCUGCUGCCAGCUGGUUGUGCCGACGCCACAACCGACGCCCAGCCCGACGGACGCAGGAUUCUCUUACGUCCAGUGGAAAUCCGCGGGGCAGUGUUGCAGAAAUGAUCACAUUCAAUUAAGUGGAAACUCCUACGCAACGACUCCUGCAGAGUGUGCACCGCUGUGCGAUGAAGAUCCUGCAUGCCUGUAUUUCGACCAUUCAACAGAGUGGAGCAACUGCAAUACGUGCGCAGACUGCGAUGAUGACUACAGUCAUGAAUCGAAUUACGCCUUGUAUACGUCUUGGGCAAAGGCGCCAACUCCGGCACCACCACAGAAGCUGAUGCUGUAUCUGGCGGGGUCCUACUGCGAGAUUCGAACUGUGCUGUACGAGGGCGAAUACUCCAGCGGCCCGAUGCUGGACGAGUGCCACGACGCAGCCCUGGCCGAGAGUAGCUGUGGGGACCUAGUCCUUUCCAACGCUCCCCACGGUGACCGGGCGGUGAACGGGAAUCAUCGACUGCUGUGCUUUUGCGCCGAUUCGACGACCUGCAGCCCGCUAUUCUCCACCGUGGGCCUCAACAUCUACCAAUCUGAUGUUGCAACGCCAACGCCGCCGACAGCAACAGAGGCGGCACUGCUGGUCUACGCUGCAGGGGCUUUCUGCUCCACCAGUUACCACUCUCUUGGCAAUGUCGACACGGUGGAGCAGUGCGUGGGCACAGCGCUGGCAGACAGCCGGUGCGGAGAUCUCAUCCAUACGGACGCUCCCCACGGGUACUAUGGCAGUCAGCCAGAAUGCUAUCCAAGAGUUCUUCGGCGUUGUGCACUGUCGAAGCCUCCAGCGCACUAUACAACAUCUACCAGUACACGGUGGUGCCGACGCCAGCGCCCGCAUCCGCGCCAACGCCAGCGCCGAUCCCCACGGCCAUGCCAUCACCAACGCUGGUACCGACGCCGGCAACAGUGCCUGCGCCUACUCCGUCACUAA